Messenger RNA from Poecilia latipinna (sailfin molly), 4408 nucleotides. It is a transcript of the gene aldh16a1, whose product is annotated as aldehyde dehydrogenase 16 family, member A1. The record is from RefSeq and is a predicted model, not a curated record. Bases 185 to 2575 code for a protein of 796 amino acids. The transcript has 17 exons. Gene Ontology annotation, molecular function: oxidoreductase activity, acting on the aldehyde or oxo group of donors, NAD or NADP as acceptor. Lineage: Eukaryota; Metazoa; Chordata; Actinopteri; Cyprinodontiformes; Poeciliidae.
UCAUGUUACCGAACACAUUUUGGUGGUGGAGCAUGAACACCGGAAGUAAGUAGGAGUGAACCCUCCGCGGUGGAUGUAGAGUAAUAGGUCGGUGGUCUUGUUUUAUAAUCUCCGAUUCUUGCUCUAUAGUUAAGCCCCAAACGGAGACGGCGUGGUUUCCCUUUUAUUCUGAGUUCUAACUAUUAUGGCUGAUAGCACCAACCCGACGGUGUACGAGAUUUUUCAAAGCAUGGAGCAAGGACCAGCUACAGCUACUAGCAUUCCCACUGCUCAGGCCUGGUUGGACCGUCACUCCCGUUCUCUGGGUUUCUUCAUGGAUGGGAAGUUCAUCCUGCCAGCAGACAGACGGAGCCUCUCCCUGACUGAUUCCAAAGGCGGUGUUGUGUGCAGCACGGUGUGCGCUGAGGACGCUGAUGUUUCCCAGUGUGCUUCUUCUGCUGCCGCCGGCUGGAAGUCCUGGAGCAGCCUGAGCUGCUCCCAGAGAGCCAAGGCCCUGCUGAGGUUGGUGGGCGUCCUCGGGCUACACGGUCAGUGUGUGUCGGAGCUGUGUGCGCUGUGUGAGGCGUCCUGCUCACCCGCCGCCCUGGUCAGGCUGCUGCAGUACUACAGCAGCUGGGCUCAGCUCAGAGACACGCUCAUACCCGGCUGGACGCCUGUCGGCGUGGUUGUAGUCGUCUCUUCUCAUGACUGCUCUCUCUAUUCCCUCAUGCUCAAAGUCCUGCCAGCGCUGGCCAUGGGAAACUCUGUGAUUGUCGUUCCCGGUCGGAGCGCCGCCCCUCCAACGCUCCUCUUAGCGCAGCUCUUUACCGGAGCAGGGCUUCCUGCUGGGGUACUUAACAUCCUGACAGGAAGUGAUGUCACGUUGGGCGCCAAAGUGUCCCGGAAUCCCGACGUGAGAUUGAUCGCUUACUGUGGCAACAAGCAGGACGGGCUGGCUCUGUGUAAGGCCUCAGCAGGGAUGGGCGUCCCCGUGUCCGUCUCCUCAUGCGUUGGUGCCACCUGCCCCUUUAUCAUCUUUGAGUCAGCUGACAUCGACAGCGCCGUGGAUGAAGUCAUACAGAUUGCUUUCAAGAAGAAGGAGGUCCACUGGGUGCUGUGUGUUCAGGAGAGUGUGUCGGACAGCGUUGUGGCCCGGCUAAAGCUGCGCAUGGCGAACAUAAAGAGUGUACCUCUGAGCAGCGACGCAGACAGGGUCCUGGUGGAUGCUGCAGUACAGGAGGCUCUGCAGCAGGGGGCGACGCUGGUCCAGCCUUGCGGUGUCAGUCCCGGAGCCCGGUACCCCCCCACGGUGCUCUGUGGGGCGGCCCCCUCCUCUCCAUAUGUGGUCACUCCACCUCCUGGGCCUCUGCUGCCUCUGCUGAUGUUCAGGAGCAACACAGAAGCUGUGCUGCUGGGGAACCACAGCCCUCAUGGCCAUGCAGCGUCCAUCUGGACUGAAGACCUCACCCUGGCUCUGGAGACCGCUAAGAGUCUGUCUGUGGGCUCUGUGUGGGUGAACUCCAGCUCCGUCUCCGAUCCAUGUUUUCCCGUUUCCGGUCACAAAGACAGUGGAACCGGCACCGACGGAGGACAGGAGGGUCUGUACCAGUUCCUGCGUCCUUCCUUUUCUUCUCCUCUUCCUCGCCCGUCUCCUGUUUCUUUGGAAUACUCAAAGUUUGGAACAGAAGCUGCCCAGGUUGUCAUUCCUGAUAGCACAGAUGGUGCCAGCAUCCCUCAGUCCUACCCUCAGUUUGUCGGUGGUAAAGCAUGUAAAUCGAUGUCAGGCUGCAGUGUGACUGUACAGGCACCAGGGGGCGACAGUGUGCUGGCCUUUUGUCCCGAUGGAGGCCGAAAAGACGUCCGGAAUGCCGUGGAGACUGCGAUCAAAGUUCAACCUGGCUGGAUGAAGAAGAGUCCGUCUGCACGCGCUCAGUCGCUCUACUCUCUGGCUAAAGGUUUGGAGUCCAGGAGGAAGGAGGUUUCUGCGUCGGUCGGCGCCCAGCUGGGGGUUCCAGCCGAGGAAGCUGACAGAGAGGUGGAGCUCAGCGUUGGCCGGCUCAACGUCUGGGCGGCGUACUGUGACAAAGUACAAGGUGGCUCCCCGCCCAUGACCCAGUCCGGCGCCGCGCUCUCCUUCCCCGAACCACUGGGGGUUGUCGGGAUCGUCUUACCCGACAACGCGCCCCUCCUCUCCAUGGUAACCGUUCUCGGGGCAGCCAUCGCAACAGGCAACGCGGUCGUCAUGGUGCCCAGUCAGAGGUUUCCACUCCCCGCAUUGGCUUUUGUUCAGGUGCUCCAGUCCUCUGACCUGCCUGCAGGUCUGGUGAACAUCAUCACGGGAAAUCGAGACCAGCUCACAGUGGCGCUGGCUAAUCACAGCGUCAUCAAGGCCAUCUGGUACUGGGGCAGCGCCCAGGGCUGUCAGUACCUGCAGCACACCUGCACCAGCCCGCUGAAAACCCUCAGGCUGUCCUGGCAACAGGGCGGGGAGGGGCGCGGCGCAGCCCCGGACUGGGCUCAGCCUCACCCGUCCCUGCUGGAAGACCUGUGGAGAAACGCGGUCCAGUGGAAAAGCGUGUGGAUUCCGACCGCAUGAGACGCUGACCCCGUCCAGCAGCAGAGAGAACAGGAGGAUGUUUGGUUAUUAGUUCUGGCAGGAAGAGAAAUCAGGUUAAUUAUUAACAGCAAUACUCAAGAUGAUUUACUCACUUUUUACAUUCUGUCCGAAUAUAUCAAAUAUAUGAGGACCAUUUUUUUAUUAUUAUUAUUAUUCACACAUUUUUUUUCCACUGGCAGUACUUCUUCAUACUGUCAAAGUAAAAAGUGCAAUUCUAACUGAACAGUGCUGACAUGAUGUUAUAUUUUGUGUUGAAAUCAUUUCAUUUUCUCUGGAUCUAUCAGUGUUACACACAUAUUGGAUAAUGCUAUUAAAAAUCUCUGACAGAUGUCAGUAAAGUGUCGGCCUUGGAGUCUGAGACAUUGUGCUCGAUUUGGCCAAACCGCAGCAGGGUUAGUGGGCGGGGCUUCUGUCUCCAUGGUUUCAGCUCAUUCACUCUCAUUUGGUGAGUUGAAACGUCUGGACUUAAACAUAAUACGGUUAUUGUGACCAGUCUUUGUUGAAAUGUCACUGUUUUAACAAAUACUGUACUUUCCAGAAGUCUUCAUACCCUCUGAAUUUUUUUAUUACCUUUUUAACCUAGGUUUGCACCAAUAGAUCCUUAAUUUUGGAUGGUCGGCUGAUUUCUUACAUGUGAAACCAAUAUUUUCUACCUCUGCAAAGAUCGUUGUCACUAUGUUUGGAGACAUUUCAAGUAGGGAUGCACAAUAUAUCGCCACUAACAUCGGUAUCAGCCGAUAUUAGUAAUUUUUUUUUAGCAUGUCAGUAUUGGUCCAAUUAAUAAAACUAAGCCGAGAUAAACAACAGAUAUUUACUUUGAUCUUGUUCACAUCUGUUUCUGGUCUCUUCAGUAGAGAAAUAUUAGUCAAAUAAAAAAAUAUCGGCCACAACAGUAAUAUUAAUGUUGAAUAUCAACAUCAACACAAAUGUUCAUCUGUGUGCAUCCCUAAUUUCAAACAAAGAAAAAUUAUAUUGGCUGAUGAAGCUUUUGACAAACGAACACAAAUGGUGCAUCAUUAUGAAGUAAAAAGAAGAGAAUUUACAAAGCCUAAGUUUGUACACUUGGAUUAGGCGACCUCUGAAGGGAUUUUAUUGCACUUGAUUUUAUUCAGGGGUGUCAGAGUGAAGGAUGUGAAUACCAACUUUGCCAGAGAUUUGUUAAAUUUUUACGACAUUGUAUCUUUCUCUUUUCACUUCAAAAUGACGCACUACUAUCAUGUUGGCCUGGCACGUAAAAUCCCAAUGAAAUAAACUGAAGUUUAUGGUUUAUAAUGUGACAAAAUGUAUAGAAGAUUGAAGAAGUAUUAAUACCUUAAAAAGGUCCUAGAUAUGCAGUUUUGAUCUCUAACAUCUUACCUAACUGCCUUACUGUUACACACCAGAGGUCUAUUCAGGUCCACCAGACUGAAGCGUCAUCAUCAUGGGCUUCAGAAUGACUUGUAGUGUUAACUGCUUAAAGUGACUGAGCUUAGUCUUCCCAGAAGGCUCUGUGUUAACAACAGUUACAUCUUUGUGGAACCGUGCCUGUAUCUGUGGCCAAGUAUAAACAGGACUGUCAGUGACUUAGCAAAAAAAAAAAAAAGCUAGCUCAGUUAAAAAAAAUGACUGUAGAUUUUGCUUGUAUGUCUUUUUUACUGUACCAUAAAACUGUAACAGAGGCCAUGGGCUCACUAUGCAGUGUAAACAUUCUCUUCAAGAUGUGAACAUCUAUGUCGAAAUUGUGUGAUUAAAGUUAUUUUGAAGUGUUUGUUACCACAGACUCAUCAGGUACGUUUCUGUCCUAAGCCAUAAAUUAAAGAAUUACACAAAGUA